AUUACUGAAAAGUCAGCGUAGACUUUACAAUUGUUUAAGACAGUUAUAGUCGUGGUUAUUGGAUAUUUGUAAUUAGAUACAAAAUGGCUCAGGUUGGUCAAUGGUCGCAUUCCCUGUUUGGUUGUUUUGACGACUUCGGAACAUGUAUCAUCGCUUACCUCGUGCCAUGUGUUGCAUUCGGGCAGACGGCUGAGGCCAUUGGAGAAGGCAGCUGUUUUACGUGUGGUCUAGCCUAUCUCGUGCCGGUUCUGAACCUCCUCAUGUGGAUAAAAAUCAGAGGGAGGAUCCGCGAACAGAAAGGGAUCGAGGGCGACACGAUCAAAGACUGUCUGACGAUCCUGUGUUGUCCACUGUGUGCCCUUGUCCAAGAGGCACAAGAGGUCAAGGGGUCACCUCAGGCACAGAGCAUGUGCAGAGAAUAGACUUUGACAACGGUUACUUCCUGUGCCAUAUAUCAAUCACCGCCACCACGUAUGUCGUGUGAUAAUGCGUGUUCUAAAAUAUGUAUAUAUCUUAAAUCCUACUAUUUUUGUAAGUUGCUCUGCUCAACAUGAGAGAUAACUGAAUAGGAAACGGAUCUACAUUAAGAAGGUCGUGUCACUGUUUGGCAUUUACUACAUUCAACGUAACGUAGAUACUAAGUGAUUUUUUAAACGAUAUUGAUUAUGAAUAUGAACUUGUAGGGAAUAUAUUAAUGAAAUGUUUCAUUUUUGUCAUUACUACUGCAUAUAGAUUUUACAGAUGUAGUUGAUAGUA
This is a messenger RNA of Mya arenaria, 756 nucleotides long. RefSeq lists its product as uncharacterized. The transcript is spliced from 3 exons. Bases 84 to 422 code for a protein of 112 amino acids. The record is from RefSeq and is a predicted model, not a curated record. Lineage: Eukaryota; Metazoa; Mollusca; Bivalvia; Myida; Myidae.